Molecule: messenger RNA, 2719 nt
Organism: Eublepharis macularius
Lineage: Eukaryota; Metazoa; Chordata; Lepidosauria; Squamata; Eublepharidae
Exons: 4
Coding region: 273-1031 (252 amino acids)
Source: RefSeq, a predicted model, not a curated record
CUGAAGGCAGGUGAGAGGUUUAGAGGCAAGUUUGCAGAGCGUCCGGCCGGCAGAAUGUAACAGGCAGACGCUCAGGAGGUGAAGCUUCCCCAUUGCUGUGGUGGAAAGGAAGAAACAUCCUCAGCUCAAUUUCUGCCUGUCCUGCUGCCGUGAAAGCUUCCCCUCUUGGAGCCUGAUUGUGUAUUUUUCGCUUUUCCUCCCCACACUCAAUAAGUGUCGGCUAUCAGUGGCGGCUGGAGGGAUGGAGUUCUGUUCAUAGACAGUCAAGCAAAAUGUCACGGCUCCAAGGUAAAGAAGAUCAAGAUGCCCAAGGAGUGGAGAAUGCUGAGAAGAGGGACUUAGACUGUGCAAAUGAUCCCGGCUGUCAACCCUGGAAGAAUGUGGAGGCCGAGGCCAGAGAGGAGACAGCUCCUUCCGCAUCCUCAGAAACGCCUUUGCCAGAACCACAGGAGUCCGACUACUUCCCGUCUGUUUCCCUUGCUGCCUUCUUGGCCCUUGUUUUCAUCCUUGUGUCUCUGUUCCUGCUUUCCCACGACAAGGGCCACGUGCCUUUGCACGACUGCUUGGCCUUGAGGCCCAACAAGGCAUGCCCACAUGAAAGCAGCCUGGAGUUCCUUUGUUGCCUCUUCCCAGACCAGCCAGAAUCAGCAUGGCAGACUCUCCAGCUGUAUGUGUAUGAGCAGCAUGUGGGGAGUCAUCCCGGCAGGGCUUGGAUCCUGGCUGCAGUGGAGCUGGGCGAUACCAGGGGAGCCCUGUUGUGCCUCGCAAAGGCAACUCUAUCACUGCUGACGGAUGGCCGUGCCACGAGAGCUCACUUUCCUGAGCAGAGGAGUGCCUGGCUUCCCUGGAUGGACUUCCUAGAGAAUGGGUCAUGCGGGAUUUCCACCGCUAAUAUCUACGUGGGACGCAGUCUCGUACCAUAUGGGGUGAUGGUUUCCCUGCAGAGCUCCUCGGAUGGGAAAUGGUUGGCCACCACGAUCAACCUUGCCCUAUUGCUGAAUGGUUCAGGAGAAGCUCGGGAAGAGCUGUGAUUUCCACGAUGGUCUCUAACAUUUUGAGUGCCAUCCGCUUUGCUGACAGGUUGCCAGAACAGUUGAUGAUCACUGAUGAGAGCCUACCUGUCCUCUUGAUAAGGUCUGAGCAGUAUUUGGAAGAUAGUUUUGCUUGCUAAAGAGAAAAAUAUGGCACGUUAAUGCUUUCAGAAGAGGAUGGGGCCCAGUCGUCUCUGGUGUGGUUGUAGAAUGCACGGGGGGGAAAUGACUGAGGGAUGAAAGGAGAAUGUCUGUGUCACCCAACAGUGAUGGAUUCAUAAGGGGAAAGAAAUGUGUUUUUGUUUUCACUCCUAAGAUGAGACAAUAGAUGUUGCGGAAAAUGGCUGAUGUACAUCUAGCUCUACCCUUUUCUUCCCACUGCAAGGCCUAGUUAGGGCAGCAGGUGAAGGGAUCAUGGUCCACCUUCAUGUCCUGGCCCCUUAUCUCUGGCUGGAGGGGCAGACCUACACACAACCAGAGGAUGUUUGUUUUGAUCUUGCCCAAUUAGUUCAGCAUGGUACCUUCCAUUCUCUACCCCAACUGUUGCAUCACACAUUUCCAUAAUUAGAUGCUGCCCUGAGCAGCAGGCGAGCUGGAUGUGUGGAUGGCUUGACUUGCAGCACAUGUACACAUACAAUAAUGUCAAGUUUAAGACUUGAUUGAUCCAGGAGCACAGCAGUGAAACUUGGCACCUCUGGGAUUGUAGGUGUAGAUUAAAGGAGGUACAAAAUGGGAUGUUUUUAGACAGAAGGCGUGAGUAAGUUACUGGCUGUGACACACACCUUCAUAGUAUUUUAGGUCUGCCCAUGUCAGUGUUUUCGCACCGACAUCCCCUUCCUGUAUGCCAUUACUACUAUUUGUGCGGUUGUAGUCAUAGCCACACCAGCCUGCAAGUCAAGAAGCAGACCUCCCCAUUAAUUAUUUUUUGCCAUACUUCUUAAUUGCCUUGCCAUGCAGAAAGGAAGCAAUGAUGAAUUUAAAAGGGAAAGAUAACACUAAAAUCUUCUUUUCAAAACAGGAGCACCAGAGCUAAAAUCUGAGAGUUCCUUAUAUACCUGGCACAGAGCAGAUGAGUUGGAAUUAACCUUCUGAAAUGGCCAGCAGAGAUGGGGCUUCACAUGCAUCUUGAGGAAGGGUGUUUUUAAAAAUUAUGUUGCCGCUGCAGAAAAUGUCUUUCUCUAUGUUCUUGCUUUUCUUGCGGGUGGGGCUUUAACAGAGCCUCCACUGGUGACCUUAAUUGUGGAGCGGGCACUUCAAAAGAGGGGGUGGGGUUCUCUUAUUGUUUGAAGAGCCAGGUGCUACUUAUGAGUAUGCUUAGCUCAUGGAAAUAACUUAGAAAUAACUUAGUCCACCAUCCCAACAACGUAAAUAUAAAGCAGGUGUUUGCCAAUUCUGGCAAAGCAUUUGCCACAGACUUAAUGUCUUGAAAGCCAUCUUGUUAAUACCUGUUCCCUGAAAAUUAUGAAACUGUUUGUCCACUGAGAGCUAAACUACACAAGACAAUUUGCACGAGGAUGCCUGAGUGAAGGGCGACAUGAUGUUAGCCGGGAAGCGUAGUUUGAAUUUCAUCUCUCUCUACAUAGCUGGCAAAGAUUGCUCCUCAGAGGGUUUGUUAAUAAUUGACAGAGCCUUUGGUGAGGCAAAGAGGAAAUUAACAAACCCUCUGAGAAGCGAUCUUUGCCAGCUCU